AGAAAAUCCUUGCCGGAAACUUUGGUUCAUCGCCCCGCCCGUCCUCUUCGAUACCUUAACCGACCCCUUCUCCUCCUCUUCUGCUUCCUCGUCUCCCUUCUUCCUCUUCUCGCCAAUCUCACCUGAUCGAAACCCUAACCAUUUUGAUCAUCUCCAAUUUCUCGCCCUCCCCCAUCGCCAUGAGAAGGAGAUCGAUCCAGUCCACUUCUGCCGCAUCUUCAUCUUCCCGCCACUUCGAUCCUCCCACAAACCCGCACCCCCGCCGAACCCUAGAUUGGGUUCCGAUCAUAUGGCACCGAAUUCGCGCACUCCUUCAAGUCCUGGUGGCGGUGGUGCUAAGAAAGUUUUGGGGCUCUGUCCCGAGCCGCCCCGGAUCAACUUCGAACCGCGAGUCCGCCGAAGAUGAUCACAACAACACAUCCAUGGGUGAUCUCGAUCGUCUGCCCACCGAUGUCUUCGUGCAGGUACUGAAGCUCCUCGGGCCGAAGGAGGCCGCCAGGUCGGGCCUCGUGUGCAAGUCGUGGAAGGUUUUGGUGUCGGACAAUAGGCUCUGGGUCUUCUUCCUAACGCAUGGGAAGCAUCCAUUCGACACCGUGCUAUUUGCUGAGACGCACUUGAGAUCAGGGCCGAUGUUGUACUUUGAUCACUCGCAGCAAAUAUCCUUCAUGCACAUCUUUGCAGAACGUGCCAUAGUUUCAGGUGCCAUUAUUGUUGAUGGUGGAUCUGGUUAUUGCAAAUAUGGUUGGAGCAAAUAUGCUGCUCCAUCUGGACGUUGUGCAACAUUUUUGGAAUUUGGCAACCUGGAGUCUCCAGUGCAUUCAAGGCUUCACCAUUUUUUCUCGACAAUCUACAGCAGGAUGCAGGUGAGGGCAUCAUCUCAUCCAAUAAUUGUCUCUGUUCCAAUCUGCUACCCUGAGGAUACUGAAGCUGCCAGAGCAUCUAGGAGGCAAUUGAGAGAGGCAAUAUACUCGGUCCUGUUUGAUAUGAAUGCUCCGGCAGUUUGUGCCAUUGAUCAAGCUGUUUUAGCUUUAUAUGCAGCGAGACGGACUUCUGGAAUUGUUGUUAAUAUCGGUUUCAAUGUCACCUCAGUAGUCCCAAUUCUUAGAGGCAAGGUGAUGCAUGAAGUGGGAAUUGAAGUGUUGGCAUUAGGUGCUCUAAAACUUACUGGAUUUCUCAAGGAACUAAUGCAGCAGAGAAAUAUAAAUUUUCAGUCUCUAUAUACUGUUCGAACAAUCAAGGAGAAACUGUGCUAUGUGGCCUCUGAUUAUGAUGCAGAGUUGCAUAAAGAUACCAAACAAUCAUGUGAAGUUGCAAGUGAGGGUUUGUUCACCCUAUCAAAAGAAUGCUUCCAAACCGGAGAGAUUCUUUUUCAGCCACAUAUUGGGGGACUGCAUUCAAUGGGUUUGCAUCAAGCUGUAGCUUUGUGUAUGAACCACUGCUUAGCUGCUGAAGUUGCGACUAAUGAUGGAUGGUUUAAAACCGUCGUUUUGGCUGGUGGAACAUCAUGCUUACCAGGAUUGCCCGAGAGGUUGGAGAAAGAGCUCCACAAACUUCUUCCACCAUUAAUUUCUGAAGGAAUAAAAGUAAUUCCUCCACCAUAUGGCACUGAUUCUGCCUGGUUUGGAGCAAAGAUCAUCAGCAAUGAAACUACAGCAGGAGAGCUGAAAAAGACUGAUCCCUAUGGAAUUAAGAGAGCAACACACGUCACCAAGAUAUCACAGCUCUCUGGAAUUUUUGGCGGUUGCAGCUGGUUAGUCAAAUAUUUUUGUCAAGGCUGAAAUGGAGUGAGAAUGAUGCCACAGAUAAAGGAUCAAUUUGCCCUUAGUAAGUAGUUUGAUAAGGUUUCUGAAAAGGAGAGUUUAUACAGGAUGCGAGGGGAAUUGGGAGUGAGUUUCCCGGCACCUGAAUCCCAAAAGUGACCAUAUUAAGUUGGAUCAUUUGAUGCUUUCAGCCUAACAUCAUGUAAAAUCAGGUUGGGACAUACUGACUUCAAUGGGAUUUGUCAAUUUGCCCAGCACCUCCAUCCCAGGUCCAGCUAGAUUUUGUCAUUUUCCCUGGCUGGAGUUUAUAAAAAUCAACUUAAACUCAUCUAGUUUGGGCUCAUUUUGCAGCCUGGCCUAGUUGCACCGUAAUCAGAACUAUUAGCAGUAGUUGCAUCUUAGUCGCAUUAUUUAAAGCUAAUGACUAACAAUAACACUAGCAUCCUACAUGAAACAAAAAUGUAUUUCUGCACACUUCUGUUCUUUUGUUCACUACACGUAUUGCCUAUUUUCAUUCUGCAAGUUUCCUUGCGGAUAUUUUGCAUUAGCAUAUAUCUUCUCGAACAGGUUAUUGACUACUGAUAUU
Messenger RNA from Musa acuminata AAA Group (dessert banana), 2346 nucleotides. RefSeq names its product actin-related protein 8-like. The coding region runs from base 180 to 1778 and encodes 532 amino acids. The transcript has 12 exons. The record is from RefSeq and is a predicted model, not a curated record. Lineage: Eukaryota; Viridiplantae; Streptophyta; Magnoliopsida; Zingiberales; Musaceae. Gene Ontology annotation, molecular function: protein binding.